Messenger RNA from Plectropomus leopardus (leopard coralgrouper), 4171 nucleotides. It is a transcript of the gene amigo1, whose product is annotated as adhesion molecule with Ig like domain 1. NCBI's taxonomy places the organism in Eukaryota, Metazoa, Chordata, Actinopteri, Perciformes, Serranidae. Gene Ontology annotation, cellular component: membrane. Gene Ontology annotation, molecular function: protein binding. Gene Ontology annotation, biological process: brain development. The record is from RefSeq and is a predicted model, not a curated record.
ACAGGAGCCGGACCUGCUGAAAAUGCACCAAUUAUCUGCAGAGGACGGAUGUGCGUUAGUGUGUGCACAGAGCAAUAUGUCCCGUUAAGACGGCUGAUUAACACAGAGUCGCUUAUCGGCGCUUGUCAGUAGUUAAAAAGGGACGUGCGUUGUUUGCUCUUUACGUAAUCCUUUUUUGCGUAAUUUUGCAGCGGGUAUUGGAUGCCGCGUGGACCAGGAUUAUUUUGGCGAGGAUAUCUGUAGUGCUCUCCCCUCCUCCCUGCAUCCGUUGUUGUCCUCAACGGCAGAUACGGACUCAUUCAAACGGGGACUAUUUGUCUGGAGCAACAUUGUAAACAGACGAGCGGCUGUUUUAAUGAAAUCCAGCAUCGCUGCAUCCCGGUUGAAGCCUUCAAUCAGAAAUGCCCGGGAAUCCUCCAGCUGCUCUUUCCUGCUGUUCUCUGAGAAUGGGAUCGUAGUGAACCUCUCUGGGAUUUAGAUUAACUGCUAGCAUGUUGCAGCCUUCCACCCAGACAGGUGAACACCUGUUGGAAGUAUUACCUCACUGGAGUACGCGUUCGAGAUGGGUCCUCUCCCUCACCCUCUUCAUGGCUCUCCUCUGGCUUCCAGGAGCAGCGGCAUCAACCCUAAACUGCCACAAGACGUGCAUCUGUGCCUCAAACAUAGUGAGUUGCUCCAAGAUGAAUCUGACCACCGUUCCGACAGGUCUGCCGUCCUACACCGCUGUGCUGGAUCUCAGCUACAAUGAGAUAGAGCGGCUGCGAUCUGAGUGGACCCCGGUCAAGCUCCAGAAGCUCCAUAACCUCCUCCUCAGCCAUAAUGGUCUCCAUUUCCUGUCUUCAGAGGCGUUCCUUUAUGUGAAGCACCUGCGCUACUUGGACCUGUCCUCCAACAACUUAAAAUUUCUGGAUGAGUUUAUCUUUGAACCUUUGGUCAACCUGGAGGUCCUCUUGCUGUACAAUAACCAGAUUUCCCAGAUUGACCGCUCGGCCUUUAUCGGCAUGAUCAACCUUCAGAAACUCUACUUAAGCCAGAAUCAAAUCUCCCGCUUCCCUGCGGAGUUGGUCAGAGAAAAGUCCCGCCUGGAGAAACUUAGUCUGCUGGAUGUGUCCUCCAACAAGAUCAAGAUUUUACCCAUUGAUGAGCUCCAGGUGCUGCCUGCCUGGAUUAAAAAUGGCCUCUACUUCCACAAUAACCCUCUGAUAUGUCACUGUGAUCUCUACACACUCCUUGCCCACUGGUACAUCCGAAAGCUCAACUCUGCCGUGGACUUCAAAGACGAAUACACGUGUAUUCUGCCUGGUCUGCAAAAAACCCAAGUAGGUGUUUUUGACCUCAGUGGUGAAAAUAUGAACUGCAGCACAUUCAAGGAGGCAGAUGAAGAGGCUUUUCUGGAGCAGAUGCUGAUCCUCAACUGCGACACCAAACACAGGAACAUGUCAAAGACCUGGAUGAUGCCUGGGAACGUGGCGGUGACAAAUGGAAGCAACCAGACAGCCAAAGUCUUGCCAGAUGGAAGUCUGCAGAUAAGCCCGGUGAGGACUGAGGACUCUGGGACCUACACUUGCUUCGCGACGAGCGAUGUCUUCAAUGAGACGAUCUACGUGGUGCUGAAGGUUCACAACUUCACCAUGAACGGGGGCGGGGAGACCCUGAACACAGCGUACACCACCUUGGUGGGCUGUCUGGCCAGUGUGGUGCUGGUACUCAUGUAUUUGUACCUGACGCCAUGUCGCUGCUUCUGUUGCCCCAAUAAAGGUAAAGGUCGUGGUGAAGACAGCAUCCACUCAUCCAUGCUCAGCGUGACCCCUACCCAUGACGACCCAGCGCUCAAGGCUGAGCUGAACAGGCAUGUGGCGUUCAUAGACUCCAAGGACUUGCAGGGCCAAAACGGCAAGCUGAACCCCAAUGGGGAUGAGGGUGACGAUGAUCUGGAUGCAGAGGCUGGUUCUCUUAUGAAGGGGAAGAGGAAGAAGUCCGUAGCAGAGUCCAUCAGCUCCGUCUUCUCAGACACUCCCAUGGUGGUCUGAGAUGAGACGAUGGACGCCUCACAACUGGAUGUAAAUGGUCCAGCGUGAGCCAUGUUUUAGGUGAUGUAAACUGUGACUUUAACCUUGUGGGAGGAAACGGAGGAACGACGUUCAUCUGUAGUUGCUGGCAUAUGGAAAUAAGGAUUUCAAAGGGAGUAAAAUAACUGUCUUGUUGCCGACAAGGACAAUAAGCAGGACUUUUCCAGCAUUUUAAUCUGUAGCACUUAAUAUUCAUACUGUGAAGGAAUGGCAGUGAACAGUGGAAACUACUGAAGUCUUAUAGGAGUAAAACGUAGAUGAUAUAUUAUUGAUAUCAGCGCUCAGGAAGUGAUCAAUUCAACUGGUGAAGUGCGGGAAAUACAUAUACAAUGCACAGGUUGAAGUUAAAUUUGAAAAAACAUAGUAUAUAUUGAAACAAUGGCUGGCUCAUUAUUAUAUUUAGUACAAAAACUAGAAUAGAUCGCAUCUAAAAAACUAACAUGAAAUUAGAGCAUAGGUACAUUUCCCCCUCCUUUAUGAACACAGGCACUCGCAUAGACAGUCACCAGGCUAUGAAUACAUCUGUCGUUAACCUUGAGUCAUCUAUAGAGAAACAGCAUGCCAUAAGCCCACAUUAUAUGAGGUCUCAGGCUGAUCUGUAUAAGUGGGAUGAAGAAAAUGUGCAGUCAUCAGAUGUUUAGUCAUUUAUACUGAGAAAGCAGUAGCAGAAACAUCAUAUUAAGAAGCCAUCAAAGGUCAUUUCCAUCCUACUUUAAAAGUGGUACUUAGUUGCAUUCAAAUAUAAAUCAUCAUUAUCUGUAUUCAUAGUCAUAUGUGUAGCAAUAUAGGAGAAAGCUAUAUCAUGGGAUCAAUUUACAUGUAAGUGUAAAAUAGCUAACCAGCUUGUGGCAGUUGAUUGCUUAUACAUGAACUGUAUAUCAAAAUAGUUGCCUCUUAGUUAUUGCAGAUCUUCAGUGUAACCCCAAAGAAGCCUUACAAUUACAAAUAUGAAACUCCUCCAGCAGAUUAGAUGCAGAGAAGUGUUUUGUCUUGACUGAUUAUCAACAUACUGUCUCAAUUCUAUAUACAGACACGUACCGUCGUCCUUACAUGGACUAAUAGACUGAGGUGCCACUUACUACAGAACUGCAGGCUCUUCCUCUCAGCCACGUUAUAGCAUUUGUUUCUCUCAGUCAUACAGCAUUACGUUAAACACUGAGUUAAAGCUGCCAGCUUGAGUUUAUCUCAUUGUUUCCUGUAUGUAAAAUGUGCUACAGACACAAAAUCCAGAACUGUUAGUACAUUACUAAAAGAACUCAGUUUAUUCAUAAGUUAUAAAUUAUGUCAUAAAAUUAAGCAUUUGCAGGGGCACACUGUCAGAAGAAACAAACCAGGCCAAUGUUUUGGGACCCCCAAAACAUGGCUACUUAAAUUGGCAAAUUCCGCAAUGACAACUACAAAAUAGAGCUGUUUCGAUACCAGUAUCGGAAAUGCUGCCAAUACUGCUUAAAAUGCUGGAUCGAGUUUAAGUGAGGGUACAAGUCUCAGCACUGAUCCAUUACCAUUUAAUUUAUCAAUUAACUUUUGUACUUUCACACCUGCAUAAGACAGCACUUCUCAAUUCUUCUUUGCCACUCUAAGAAUCACUUUUCCAGUAAAAUGCUGGCAAUUUGGCAGCUGGAAAGUCCCACGAGAUAAAAUGCAAUGUGUACAGUUUGAAAGGCUCCAAAAAAUCUAAGUGAGACCCCAGUCUACCUACCGACAGUCAGCUAGCUACCUGAAACUAUCAUACACACUUUAGGUGUAAAGAUCGGCACAGUGAAGUCAGAAUACCUUUCUGAUCACCAGAUAUGGAGGAAAAAACAACAAGAGGAGGAUAAAUGACAAGACGGGGUGUCUGGGGUCCUCAAUGGGCUUCUUUGCCCAGGGUCCCUCAGACUCUAGGUACACCACUGAGUAUUUGAUGUUGUGUUUUUGUCAGAUGGACAAUUACGAGUUUCCAGUUGUGUUGCCCUGUGGUAGGCAGAGAAAGCUGCACAUUGCAUCAGCAGGUAAACACUAGAAAUAGAGCUUACAGGGUUCCUCCAGAGGAUUACCCUGACAAGGCUGUAUUAUUUGACAGGAGAAAGCUGAUUGUAGAGUUUGUAGCUACUGACACAAAA